UAUAUUUUCGCAAUACAGAGACGAAAUCGAAGGCCUCCGGAAGAGACUCAGCGACAGGGCGGCUGCUGGGUCACGGAAGGGAGGAGCAGCGGAAGCUUCGAGUGGAAGUGAGCCUCCUGCUAGAGACGUUGUAAUACGCGAGGAGCAGCGUUCUCCCUCGCUCACUUCUUCUCAAUCUUGGUCUGCACGAAUACACAUUGACGACGACGACGACGACGACGACGACGAUGACGAGGACCAAGAACAAGAAGAGUGUUCAGUCUCUCCUUCGAAUAACAAGCAGGUAGUUCAAUUCAGAUUCAAAAAUGGCGAGUUUGGAGCGUCAAACUCAGCUUCUUGUGCAUCCUCCAAAUCUACGCAUGCAGGGGCUUUCUCUAGUAGCGUAAGUGCCUCUUUGCGCGAACAAGAUGACGAAUCAGUGCAGGUAGUUGCGAUUGGAGGAGCGAACUUUGAUCCUGUUCUUGGUCAUGAUGAACAAACGGAACAAGUUCUAGAUCUACUACACAGUGAUCAACACUACAAUUCAUCUUCCGCGACUUCUGCCACUGGCACAUCACAGCAACAGGAGGAUGCUUUUCUAGCUGAGGAACUGGCAGAACAUGCUGCUUUGCUAGAAAAAGUGCAAGCCUUCGUACAGCAUGAACGAGAACGGGAAAUAGAGGCUCUGCGAUUAGCGAAGGAAGCCGAGAUAGCGGCGCUGCAAGCAGAGAUAGUGGAGUUACGAGGAGACGGAGAGAGUGGACAAGGUACUUAUUGCUAUAAGAUCUGUGUGAUCUGCCUAAUGAAUGCGUCGUAGUUGUAGGCACACAUGAUGAUGUACAAACUUCACCAUCUUGGCAUCUCUAUGUCGUUACAACGAUCACCAAGAAUUACUCAAGAUGAACAUGAAAGUAUCAGACUUCUUAGUUUUACGUUUACCUCGAUACUCAACCAGUGCUCAUCUGUUUGAUGGCUGUCUCAUCUCUCCACAGGUCAUGUUCCUUCGUCUCUGUGUCCCGGAGACGGAGUUCCCGGUCGACAAUCAUUUACGAGUUCAACAUCCAACAAUGUGCCAAUUUCUGCCGUAAAACCCUCAGCAUGCUCUUCCUCUUCUGCUUCGUCUUCUAGUGUAAUAAAGGCAACCAGCACGACUCCAUGGACGCACUCUUCAACCGGUAGUUCGCCAGUAAUGCAGUUACAACCGCACAUCAACGCUUUACAUUCUAGAAUCCUCGAGUUAGAAGCCGUUCUGAAGCAAGGUGGUCAAUCCUUGAAUCCCUCACCUGUGAGAGCAGAGGCGUUGGAUUUCGAUGUGGGCCAAGAAGCUGGUUCGAGGAGGACAUCAGGAGGAGGAGGAGGGAUUUCAUCUUCGAGCAGCAAUAGCUGUAGUAGCAGUGGUGCAACUAGUAGUACUGGGCCUCUUGGGCGGCUACCUGAAGCUCCUUCUAAAAUUGAAGAAGGAGCAAACCGCUCUAGUACUUACAGGGAAGACCACAGAGGUGGGACCACAACUCUGGUGCCGUUACGUACCGCUUCUAAUGGAGCAGUAGAUCCUGAACAAGCACGGGAGGAUAGUAUUUUAAGGGCUAGCCAAUUACAUCCUCCACAACCAUCCCGCAUUCUCUUUCUAGUAGGAAAGAGGUGGGGGAUGUUGAUGUUCUGAAGGAUGUAAUGUGGCAACCUUUAAGUAUGGCAAUAAAAAGAGAAGAUACUGAAGUGGCCUCGUCCUCAAGCUGCGAACAAAGGACGAUUGUUGAGACUCCUACAAUUUUGGGUCAACAACAGCUACAGAGAUCUCUAGACGGCAACAACAUCUUGCUUCGCGAAGAGACCAUCCAGGGUCUCGUCCGGGAGAACGCUGAGUUGCUAGCCAAAUUGGAGGAGGUCUUUGCUGAAAAACGGCAACUCUUGGAGGUAACAGAUAGUUCUUUCGGGAAGCGGGAUGAUUUGAUGACGGAGCUGCAGAUCUUCAGAGCGGAAAGGGCAGACAUGCAGCAAAAGUACUCAAGUCUGUGUGAAGAGAUGGAUCGACUAAGGCACACAAACCAAGCGCUCGCUGAGCAACUCUUUGCAGCUACGUCGCCAGGAGUGACCAGUGGUAGUGGCAGUGGGUGUGCUGUGGGGAUGUUGGAUUUGGCUGGAGGUGGAGGUGGUCGAGGACCAUGAAGAAAGGAAAGCGACAUAAGGGGCUUAAAGCCUAGAUGCUGAGCAUAGGGUCAUGAAGAAAGGAAAGCUACAUAUAUAAGGGGGUUAAAGCCUCCCAGAUGCUGAGCGCAUGCAGGGAACUAGACGCUUCAACGCAGAACAAGAUACAAAUAAAGAUUUCUCCUGGUUUUUUUUGGUCGCACCAGUGUCAUCAGAUUGUCAGCUGUUGUCAAGAAGAAGAAUACGUGUCGUACUAGAUGUUGAUAAAUUGGAAUUUUAUACAAUUUUUUUUUUUCGUUGGAGGUCCUCCCGUAUAAGAAUAUUACAUGCGCCGACCGUGGCGCACGCGCGUGAAGAAGAAUACAAAAACAGAGGAAAAGGCGCGGUUCAAA
Amoebophrya sp. A25 is the source of this 2516-nucleotide messenger RNA. Lineage: Eukaryota; Dinophyceae; Syndiniales; Amoebophryaceae. The record is from the annotation of a GenBank genome assembly.